This is a messenger RNA of Platichthys flesus (European flounder), 3671 nucleotides long. RefSeq names its product plexin-C1-like. NCBI's taxonomy places the organism in Eukaryota, Metazoa, Chordata, Actinopteri, Pleuronectiformes, Pleuronectidae. The transcript has 17 exons. Gene Ontology annotation, biological process: regulation of GTPase activity; semaphorin-plexin signaling pathway involved in axon guidance; regulation of cell shape. Gene Ontology annotation, molecular function: semaphorin receptor activity; protein binding. Gene Ontology annotation, cellular component: semaphorin receptor complex. The record is from RefSeq and is a predicted model, not a curated record. Bases 164 to 2977 code for a protein of 937 amino acids.
UUUUCGAUGCGCGCUCCCCUCCCACUUUCACCACUUCUGCUUUCUGCUGAGGCGCUGCGCCUUUACGCACGGCUCCAGUGACAGUGUGGUGGAGUGUAUGGUGCCAUGCAGGCCGUCAGUGUUUGAGGGUUUUCCCAGUUAAAGCUGCCAUUGCUGCUCUAAGAUGAUCCUGCUGCCUGGUCUGCUUUUUAUUCUCUGGGGAGAAGCGGCUCGGUGUCGGUUGCAGGAUGGAAGCUUCACUUUCAAUGGAGAUGUUAACCACUACGCCGUGGCCACCAACACGGUUUACGUGGCUACAAAUGAUAUGCUGUACCAGCUGAGCCACGACCUCACCCUGGUCCACAGUGUGCCCCAGAGAGGAGUUCUGAAGCGCGGGGCCCAGGUGCCGUUUCACCGGGUUUCUGAGACGGAUUUCGCGAACGCAACUUUCAGGAUCAACGUGUUGCUUCCAUUGGUUGAGAACGAUACUUUGAUCAGCUGCGGGGUGAUCGACGAAGAGUGUGGCCACUGCGAGAUACUGAAGCUGAUGGACAUCUCCAGCCUCCAGCACAGUGAGAGCAUCCAGGUGGGAUCACUGGAUCACAGCAACGCGUCGAUCGCAGUCUUAGUGAAGGUGGAGAAGAACACCUACAUUCUGACCGCGUUACGGCAAAGUCCGAACCCGACGGAGAGGCCCAACUGCACAACUGACUUAGAAACUGUCCAGCUCCAAAACGCGGAGAAUAACCUGUAUGGAGGCAUAUUUUCUCUCAGCGACAAUAAUGGCAAGCCAUUGAUCGAAAGCAGUGGCGAAGUGGAGUUUGUGGAUGGAUUUCAGAUCAGUUCCACCAUGUAUCUGCUCUCCAACGUGCGCUCUACCGAUGAAAGCAACAGAAUCCGCCUGAUUUGGCUCAAGGGUGGAGGCAGCAAGACUCAGACUAUCAAGUCGCUGCGAGGUGCGACUCUCAAGGUCUCUGAAGCCGGAGGUCACAGACUCGUGGCCUCCUCGGUGAUCCCGGGGGCGCAGCCGGUGCUGUGGAGCGGAGUGUUCAGUGCGGACGUGGGACAGACCAACACCAAGCUGCUUGUGUUUGACAUCAGCCCUGAUUUCACCGCAAAAGAUAAUACAGAUCCAGACUUCUACAUCCACGGUGAAAAGAGGCCCAGUGCUGCCGAGCCGAAGACACUGAGGCCGAAAGCCGUGCUCUUCAGGCAGAGCAACAUGACCUCUGUGCUGGCAGUGAGGCACAAAACCUGGGUGGUCUUCUUCAUCGGGACUGGAGAUGGGCAGCUCAUAAAGCUCGCUGUGGAUAAGGACUAUCACACCUCCUGUCCCAUGGUGCUCUACAGAGCUGAUGACGAUCGCCAAGUGUUUCCCAAGAUUCAGCUGGAUCCGGUGGAUCGUAACUAUGUGUACGUGCCAGUAAGAAACCAGAUGAAGCGUGUUCCUGUAUCAAAUUGCAGCACGUACAGAGAUGUGAAGGAGUGUUGGUCUGCACAGGAUCCACACUGUGUCUGGUGUGGCUCCAAAGAUAGUUGCACGUUUGAAGACGACUGUGUAGAUUCCGACUGGUUGUCCAUUCCUGAGGAUUAUCAAGAGAAAAUGGUUUCCCACAGAGUUGCUAAGGAGCAAACUGGCCAGAUCACACUGAACGUCCAGACUCACCUGACCGCAGGUCAGAAGGCACGGUCCAACUUCGCCUGUCAGUUUUCUGUGAGGUCCGGUGCGCUUCACUGCACCAGUGGCCCUGCUCCGAUGUUCCCACAAUGCACCUGCAUCCUCCCUAAUGGCCCACUUCCCGCAGAAGUCUUUGUAAAAAUUAGAUUUGGGACGACGCAGUUAUUGGAACGACUGACGCUGACCAACUGCUCUGACAUCAGGGGUCCGCCAACCUCUGUCUUGUGUCGGCAGUGUUUCGAGGUCGGAUGCAGCUGGAGCAUAAACAAGUGUUCAUGGGCAGAUGAAGGAGUCAGAAAUGACAGUGUUUGCCAAAGGAUGGUGUCAGGAAAAAAGUUUUCUACGCCAGAGAUCUCCUCCAUCGAUCCCGGCGUUGUGUCUUUCUACGGCAGAAACCAUGCGGUGUUAUACGGUCUUAACCUCAGUGACGUGACCAGAGUGAGGAUGCAGGCGCACACAGAAUGCAAGCCACAAGAAUCUCCUGUUUGGAAUAACACAGGCACGAGUCUGACGUUCCACAUUCCCAGUGUGGAUAGUAAAGGCGUGGUCAAAGUCUGUGCCCUCCUCCCAGACGGUAGUUGCCACGGCAGCAGCACCAUCACCUACCAGUCAUCCCCAUCUUGCUCGGCCAUUGUACCAAACAGCACCUGGCUCAGUGGGAAGAGGAAGUUGACAAUCAUAGGCUCUCAUCUGGACUUUGUGGAAGGUGUCACGCAGAGCCACGCCCUGCAGGAAGUCCGACUUCCUCAAAACAGGACCUAUCAGAAUCUCACCUUUGAAACAGUUGCAGCUGUAAAUGCACAGGGGCCUUUUCCCAGCACUGUGUUUCUGAAAGUAGGCAACAAAACGUUGCCCUGCACCCCAACCAUCACCGUCUACCCAGAGCCCAAGUUUAUCAGCUUCAAAUCCAUCCUUGUCGGGGACUACGUGCGCAUCACCAUAGAGAAAAAGGCAGACAAACUGGAGAUGAUGAAAACAGAGUUGUCAGUAAUGGCCGUUCUGGGAGAAGAACCUUUCAACUGCAACAUGACGGCCCAAGAAAGUCACAAUGGGACUGACACGUUUGCCUGUGAAAUCCAAGACAAACGGGUUGCUGAAUUUCAGCAUUUAAUUAUAAAGUAUGGAGACGAGAUGGUAAAACUCCAUCGUAAAUCAUCGUUUCCGUUUAUUUGGCUGCGGCUCUUUCUGCUGCCGAUACCCUGCAUUAUCAUCACGGUGGUGAUGGUUUACCGAAGCAAACAGAAGAAGCUCACCGAUAAGAUGAAAAAUGACAUGGAAAACCUAGAGCUGGACAUCAGGAACGAUAUCAGACAAGAUUAAAGACAAGUUGAACGAGUAACGGAGCAACUGCAUCAUGUCAAAACAGUUUGACGGACUGAAGAGCUGCUCGUGGUGCGGAGCUGCCUGAGCCCCCACAGGAAGGUGGCAGGAGCCGGUAACCGUCAUGUGUGUGUUAAGUAGUAAUUGUCAGGGUUUCCUGAUUUGUCAGUGAUACGUCAUCAUGUCAGUAGUUAAUUUGUGAUGAGCAUUUAGUGGUUAAAGGUUCAUUGUGUAGGAUCUAGUGCCACCUAGCAGUGAGGGUUCAGAUUGCUACCAACUGAAUGUCCGAUGCUAUGAUCUCUUAAGCAACGAGGAUUCAGGUGAUUGCAUAAUGAUCCAAAGAUGAUUAGGAAAAGGAUUGUCUGUUUAAGUUUAAUGGGCAUAGAUUGCCUUAAAUCCUCCACAAUGAAUCUUCAACUGUUCACUGUUGUGCUAUGAAGUUAAAUACACAAAGUCCAAAGUGUCACCAAAAGUGUUUAUCAGUAAAUCAUAGUCAUUUAUCAAUAUCCUUCAUGUAAAGCAGGGUGGACGUGACAUCCAGUCGGUAUAAACAGUGUGUAAUUCAAAGCCUGUUCAACUUUUGUAUCAACUCUGUGACUCGAGAGCAAAAGUAUAACAACAGCAUCAAAUCCUGAGGUGGAUUACCAUCACAGUAGCGAGACGUGUAAAUGCAUCAAUAAACGUUCAAUGUAUU